Myripristis murdjan (pinecone soldierfish) is the source of this 756-nucleotide messenger RNA. It is a transcript of the gene fgf10b, whose product is annotated as fibroblast growth factor 10b. Gene Ontology annotation, molecular function: growth factor activity. The record is from RefSeq and is a predicted model, not a curated record. The transcript has 3 exons. Bases 1 to 756 code for a protein of 251 amino acids. NCBI's taxonomy places the organism in Eukaryota, Metazoa, Chordata, Actinopteri, Holocentriformes, Holocentridae.
AUGAUCAGAUGGGCUGCUGGAGGGAGUAAGGCUGCCUCUGCCUCGUCCUGCUCCGGGGCCAGGUUAGGGGCUCACUCUGGCUCUGGGACAAGCUCCAGACUAAAGUCGUCCACACUGCCUUCCUCCCUGGCUUUGCCUCUCCUGUUUGCCCUGGUGGUCUUCUCCUUCUCCCUGCCCGGGGCGGUCUGCCAUCAGUCCCGCAGAGACAGACAGAGGCUUUCCAUCCCGCGAGCUCUCAGGGUCCCGCUGAAUGUUUCUGAGACUGAGGUUGAGUUUAGGCCCGGGACCACUGGGGGUCCCCUAGGUCGGACUGGUGGGCCGCAAGGCAGGCAUGUGCGCAGCUACAACCACCUACAAGGGGACAUACGGAGGAGGAAGCUCUUCUCUUUCCAGAAGUUUUUCCUGAGGAUUGAUAAGAAUGGAACAGUCAAUGGGACCAAGAGCAAAGACGACCCCCUCAGUAUUCUGGAAAUCACUUCGGUGGACGUUGGAGUGGUGGCCAUCAAAGGGCUGAGCAGUAACUACUAUCUGGCUAUCAGCAGGAAGGGAGAGCUGUAUGGAGCGAGGGAGUUUGGCGUCGACUGCACCCUGAAGGAGCGGAUCGAGGAGAACGGCUACAACACGUAUGCAUCAGCUAAGUGGAGGAACAAGAAGCGGCAGAUGUUUGUGGGUCUGAAUGUCCAUGGGAGGCCACUGAGAGGGAAGAAAACCCGCAGGAAGAACACAGCCACCCACUUCUUACCAAUCAUGGUGUGA